Messenger RNA from Vicia villosa (hairy vetch), 2209 nucleotides. RefSeq lists its product as uncharacterized. The coding region runs from base 547 to 1821 and encodes 424 amino acids. Lineage: Eukaryota; Viridiplantae; Streptophyta; Magnoliopsida; Fabales; Fabaceae. The transcript has a single exon. The record is from RefSeq and is a predicted model, not a curated record.
AUGACAUAACAUAACAACGUGGGUGGAAGUAACCGAGAGAGUUUCCAUUGAAGUUUCAUUUUCUUGAGGAGAGAGAAAGACAGUGAGAUAUAGAGAAAGAAAGAGUGUUAUCUUAUCAUAGCAUAACAUAACUCAUUCUCAUGAACCCAAAUUUCAUCUCUUUCUCAUUUAUAGUUCUUCUUUUGGUUUCUUCACACCCCUUUUGUCAGAAAUUGCAUUCUCAUCAUUCAAUUUAUCAUUAUUUUCUCUCAUUAACAAUCUUUUGAGAGAGAGAGAGAGAGAGAAAAUGUUUGUUAAGAAUUGAAAGAUGAUGAUUGAUUGAUCCACUACCCACUUUAUUUGACUUUGGAAUCAAUUCAAUUAUCAUUCAAUAAUUUCCCCUAUCAAUCUUUCAAUUUUUCUGAGUUUUUUUGGGUCAUUGAGUUUUUGUACAUUUUCAUUUGGCAUUUUGUUUGGUGUUUUUGAUUCCACAAACCAAAUCCUCAAAGUUUGUUUUUUUAUUGUGUGGUUCACUUUUUUGUGUUGAUCAAUUUCAUAUUUGUGAUAAUGGGUUGUGUAAGUUCCAAACAAAAGAGAUGUAAUCAUUGCAACAUACCUUAUUGCUCUGUUUCUAGAAGCUACACAAUGCAUGUACAUCAUCCACCUCAAAGCAAAGGAGAUAGUUAUCAUCUUGUGGCAUUGACAUCAACAACAUUGGGUUCUUUGGAGCUUGUAUCUCAUAGUCAAAGCAAUGGUUUUGUUCCGACCGCACGUUCGUUGCACGCAGACAAUAAGCAGUGCAACGAAUUUGAGGUCGGAACAAAUUUCAUGUUUUCCGGUGGAAAGGUUAGUGAGAGCUUCAAAGAGGAGGAGGAAGAGAAUGAGGCCAAAACAUGGUCUAGUAUGAUUGUGGAGAAAUUGCCAAAAUCUAUUGUCAAUAAUCAAAUCACAAAACCAACUUGUGGGCUUGAUGAGAAGGAGAGUAUCAUCAACACAUGGGAACUAAUGGAAGGUCUUGAAGAGACAACUCCUUUACAAUCACCAAAUCACUUAGAAGAUUUAUCUUUUGAGGUUGUCAAUGUUGAACCACAAAAGACUAGUAUCAUGGUGAAUGAUGAUGAUGGCAUUGAUUUACACAAACCCAAGUUGGAUCCAAUGAUUGAGUUGGAGGGUUCAAAUGAUUCAAGUCUCAAGGUUAAAGUUUUAGAUUUUGAUGAUUUUAAAGUUGUUUCCUCAUUCAAGGAUUCAUUUCACGAGAAGCAAGAAGGGAUGGAUAAAAAGAUAUCCUUUUUUGAGGAAAAGAAAAUCAAUGAUGAUGUUUUUGUAGAUUUCAAGGUUUCCUCACAUGGGAAGAAGGAAAAAGUUGUCUUGUAUUUCACAAGCCUACGUAUGGUGAGAAAAACUUAUGAAGAUUGUUGCAAUGUGAAGAUAAUUUUGAAAGGCUUAGGCAUAAGGGUUGAUGAGAGAGAUGUUUCAAUGCAUUUAGAAUUCAAAGAAGAGCUCAAAGAGUUACUUGGUGAAGAGUAUGGCAAAGGAGGAUUACCAAAGGUGUUUAUUGGAAGGAAAUACAUUGGUGGAGUUGAGGAAAUUCAAAAACUUCAUGAUGAUAAGAAGCUUGAGAAAUUACUUGAUUGUUGUGAAAAGAUUGAUAAGAUUGGAGGAGGAGGUGAUAAUGGUGGAUGUCAAGUUUGUGGUGAUAUAAAGUUUGUGCCUUGUGAAACAUGUUAUGGAAGUUGUAAAAUUUACUAUGAAGAUGAUUGUGAAGUUGGAGAGUUUGGAUUCCAAAGGUGUUCUUAUUGCAAUGAAAAUGGACUAGUUAGAUGUUCCAUUUGUUGUUUAUAGUUCAAUAUUUUGUUUUGACAUUUAACUUAGAUACUUAGGAUCAAUGUUUGAGUUGUGUUGUGUGUUCUAUGUGUGAUUUGUUUAUAACUAGAUUUUUGUGGUAUAGUUAAGUUUGGAUUUAGUUGAUUAUAUAUAAGACAAGAUCAAGCAUAUAGAAGGGUGAAUCAUUAUGUAUGAUCGGUUUAUAGUGUAUACUUUUUAUUUUCCAUUUUACAUAAAACAAAGAUGGCUUACAAUUUCAUUUCUUGCAAUAUAUGGUUACAUGACAACAAUUGCAAGAGUAUAGUUUCAUUCUACAUUCUUUCACUUCAUAAUAUGUUCUUCUCCUUUAGAUAAUUUCAAUAUGUUAUGUUGUGAUUACACUUGAGAGCUUGAAUUUUAUAUAGGU